AAUAAAUAAAUAAAUAAAUAAAUAAAUAAAUAAAUAAAUAAAUAAAUAAAACUACCCCCAAAAGAAAGAAAAAGGAAGAGAGGGAAGGAAAGAAAGCUGAGCAAGCCAUGUGGAACAAGCUAAUAAUCAGCACCCCUGGCCUGUUCAUCAGUUCCUGCCUCCAGCUCCCCUCCCUGUUUGAGUUCCUGUCCUGACUUCCUUCAGUGAAGGACUGUGGACGUGGAAGUAUAAGAUAAAUACUCCACCUCUCCCCCGCCCCCGCUGCCUCCUGCUUUGGUCAUGGUGUUUCAUCACAGCACUUUCAACCCUAACUAAGACCAGAAGACAAAAACGGCAGCAGGUCCCUUAGGCAGCAAUACUGACGAGUUCCAAUGAACAUGAAAAGUAGCCGGCAUCUGCAGUAGGGGCUCCCAGCCGAACCUCAGUCCCAACACACCCGUGCUCUCUCCCCAAGGCCUCUCUGCCUACUGCCAGCAUGUAGACAUGUCUUGAUUCUCUCUGUCCCUAUAUUCAGAAGGGAUCUUUUCUGUGGAUUCUAAUAUAGUCAUUCACUAGCGAUUCUUUUUACCAUAGGCUGUCUCGAUGUGAUCAGUUCAGGAAGGUUUAGGCUAUUUCUCUCCAAACAAUAUUUCAUAUGCAUUUUAGCAAAAACUUAUUUCCAUAGUGUGUUACUUUACUUCUAUUUAUAAAAUAUGCCAGGCACUUCAGAACAUUUCUUACUUAGCACUUUCAAAUACACACACACACACACACACACACACACAUAUACACACACAUAAUGUUGGGAUAUUUAAAAACAAUGUCUUCUCCACGUGACCCAUCUGGCUCCCUUUCUGCUCAGCCCUCUAACCUACAGAACAGUGACAGUGUCGCUCCUGAGGUGCCAGAGGCAGCCUAAACAACUCCAUUUCAGGGUCACUUCCAGAAGACACCCCUCCAGCUUGACUAGACCAACACAUGUGAAUUCCCCUCCACUUUACCCUGCGUGGGCAAGCCCUACAGCUAGAUGCCUAGAUUUAGUUCAAGUUUUUAAAAAGAUUUAUUUAUGUAUUAUAUAUACAAUGUUCUGCCUCCACCCCUGCAGGCCAGAAGAGGGCACCAGACCUCAUUACAGAUGGCUGUGAGCUACCAUGUGGUUGCUGGGAAUUGAACUCAGGACCUUUGGAAGAGCAGCCAGUGCUCAUAACUUCUGAGCCACCUCUCCAGCCCUACUAGACUAAGCUUUUGUUGCAGUGGUUCUCAACCUUCCUAAUGUUGUGAACCUUUAAUACAUCCCUCAUGCUGUGGGGACCCCCAACUGUAAAAUUAUUUCAUUGCUACUUCAUAACUGUAAUGUUGCUACUGUUAUGAAACAUAAUGUUGAGAGCAGCUUUCUCAUCCGAUAUAUGCAGACCUUCUACAGUAAGGUUCAUUAGCAUUUCCAGCUGGCCACUAAGUGGAAUCAAGUGAUCCCAAUGCUGGAGAGGUGGAGGAAGCUGAGGCAGGAAGACCCAUGGGACCCAGCCUAGCUUACCUGGUGAGUGACAGGUACCAACGAGAGGCCCUGACUCAAAACUGCAAGGAAGCUGAGGAAUGACGUGCAAAACUGACCUCUGGUUUUAGAUGUUACACACAUGUUAGGAUACCCAUGUGUGUGCGCGUGCGCGCGCGCACACACACACAUACACACACAAAUGCAAAAGACCAGUAAGACUCAGUCCUCUCUAAUUUGGUCUAUAGAUCAGUGAGACCCCUCCCACAUAAGAGACAACAACAAGGUUUGUUUGGUUUGUUUUUAAUGGAUCUAGGACAUGAAAGUUCAAGAACCCACAGUAUAUUUAUGAGGGAAAAUCAAGGCGUGGGACUUGCUCUGUCAGGUACUGAAAGUUUCCUAAUGUUGGGGUGAUGAAAAUUGUGGUUUGGAUGCAGGGAUGUAAAAAAAAAAAAUUACCAGAGGAACAAGCAGGAAGAGUAAACGUGAGAAUUCUGGGAAACCUCUAUUUUGAUUUGAUCAUUACACACUGCCAAUGUGUCAAAUCAUCACACACACACACACACACACAGAAGGACAGUUGUUCUAGCACAGUCUUUGUUCACAUAAGCUAGCCGGGAGGUGUCAAAUCAUCACACACACACACACACACACACACACACACACACACACAGAUGGACAAUUGUUCUAGCACAGUCUUUCUUCACAUAAGCUAGCUGGGAGGUGAUCUAUGGCACUGCUGUAAUGGAAGAGCAUACACAUCUUCAUAAUUAUAUUGAGACGUCAGUUUCCAUACUAAAAAAAAACUAAUAGGAUAGAUACAUGUUUGAUACGAGGUACAAAACUGCAGGCAAACAUAGCCAACAUUUAGAAAAAAAAUUAUCUUAAAGAACUUGUAGAGGAAUGAUUUUUAUCAUUCAAAGUAAUGAUAAAUUUAAAAAAAAUGAAAAAGAACCCAGAAAAUGUUAAAGAGAUGAAAAGUUAGCAUGAAGGACCUUAUAAACUCAGAGCUAGGGCUUUCUCUGCAUAAAUUCUGAGUUUUCACGAUACUCCUGGCUAUCUAUAAUCGUGGUUCUUAUAGCAGCAAUGAAUAUAACGGGAGUCAUAGAAUAUUAUAGAGUUGUACUUUUUUGUUCUUGCAAUGCUCAAACAUAAAACUAGGGCUGGAGAGAUGGCUCAGCAGUUACUGACUGCUCUUCCAGAGUACCCGGGCUCAAUUCCCAGCACCCACAUGGCAGCUCACAGCUGUCUGUAACUCCAGCUAAAUAAACCAUAAAAAUUCUUUUAAAACUAUAAACAAAACUAUUACGUGUUGCCAUGUCAAAGACCAUGUCUAUGUGUCAUUAAAACUCAGAAAAUGCAAAUCGGUCAUUGGUUAGUCCCAUCAUCCCAGGAUUUAGGAAGCUAAAGCAGGAAGAUUAGCGUGCUUAAAGUCAGCUUGGGUCAGAGUGGGACCCUGUAUCACAAACAACGAAGAAUCGAACAAAAACAUCAGAAAUUGGGAGAUUUACAGUCACAACUUCCCCACACCUGAAUGCUGAAAUGAUGGAGAUGGUGCGAUUUGGGUACCCAGAAGGGUCUGGAGAAGUGAGCUUCAUGGAGUACUGCCCGGGCCACCGUGUCCCUGCGGGGGUGGGGGGUGGGGCUGAUGACCUCAGAGUGGGAAUACGCAUGCGCCUGAAGAGCAGGUGCGUGCGCUCACCCCAUGGGGCGGGGCUAAGACAUCACCGUGCGUGCCCAUAGCUUCAGCCAAUCAGCGGAAAGCUUGGUCGAGGCCACGCUGGAUUUUUUUCCCGCUCAAAGGCGAAGCUGCCUCAGAAGCGUCGAGGCGAGGCGGCGGAGGCCUCGAGUUGUCGCCAGGGCUGUUGACGUAAGGCGAUGGUGUCGAGGGAGCCGAAGGCCCGGUGACGGGGCUGCGGGAAGAGGGAAGAGGCCCCGGGCUGCCCUUCCUUCUCCAGGGAGGCAGAAGCUGGGCGAGACUGACGCGAUAAACCUCCCUGGCUGGUGGGGCGGGCAGGCCUGAGACUGGACCACUCCGGGUCGGUGGGGAGCUGAGAGGGCCCGAGAGGUCUGGGGUUGUCGGUCUGAGAGAGCCGGGGUCGUGGGCCCGAGGGGGCCGUGGGCCUGAGAGGCCUGGCGUCGUGGGCCUGAAGGGGCCGGGGUCGUGGGCCUGUGGGAGCCGGGAGCCGGGGUCGUGGGCCCGAGUGUCGGCCUGAGAGAGCCGGGGUCGUGGGUCUGAGGGAACCGGAGUCCUGGGCCGGGGGAGAGGGGGGGUUGGGGGGUGGUCGUGGGUCCGAGGAAGCCGGGGUUGGGAGCCCGAGGGGGCGGGGCCUUGGGGGAGCCAGGGUCGUGGGCCAGAGGGGGGCGGGUGUCGGCCCCUCCCCCCCCCAGGGAGCCGUGGUUGGGAGCCCGAGGGGGCGGGGCCUUGGGGGAGCCAGGGUCCUGGGCCCGAGAGGUCCUGGGGUCCUGGUCCCAAGGGAGCCGGGGUUGGGGCCUGAGGGAGCUGGGGGGGGGGUUGUCGUGGGCCCGACAGGGUUGGGGGCUGAGGGAACCAGGGAUCAUGGGCCCAAGGGAGGUAGGAGCCGAUGAAGGAAGUCGGGUCGUGGGCCCAAGGGGUUCGUCAGGGGAAUCAGGAGGUGGGAUCUCAGAAUUAGAAUUUGGGGUCUAGGGAAUUAGGAGAGGAGAGCUAAGGGAAUCAGGAGGCGAGGCCUGGGGAAUUAGGGGCGGGGAAAUCAGACUGACAGGAAUGGUCCAGAUAGGGUCCCGAGGACUCAGCUGGUGGAAGAGAAUGGACUCCUUCCCUUAACUAUGCCUUCCACACGUGUUUCUCCCCUCAAAUAAAUAAUAAAAAAAAUGUUUAAUUAAAGGAUGUCUUUGAAUUCAGAUUGAGAGAUUUGGGGGAUUUGCUUGGUUUUUUGUUUGUUUUUUAAAUAAGGACACUCUAAAGAUGGUGCCUGGUGGAAGAAAACAUUCUGGGAAAUCUGGGAAGCCAUCAUUGGUGGAUCAACCUAAAAAAGUCUUUGACUUUGAGAAAGAGGAUAAAGAUUUGACUGGCUCAGAGGAGGAUGUUGCUGAUGAAAAGAUUCUAGUAAUUGAGAAACAUGGGAAGAAAAGACCUGGAGGAAGAGUUGAAGAUGUGGGAGGUGAAGUACAGAAUAUGCUGGAAAAAUUUGGAGCUGACAUCAACAAAGCUCUCCUUGCUAAGAGAAAAAGAAUAGAAAUGUAUACGAAGGCUUCUUUCAAAGCCAGUAACCAGAAAAUUGAGCAGAUCUGGAAAACACAGCAAGAGGAAAUACAGAAGCUUAACAGUGAAUAUUCUCAGCAAUUUAUGAGUAUGUUUCAGCAGUGGGAACUGGAUAUGCAGAAAUUUGAGGAACAAGGAGAAAAACUAACUAACCUUUUUCGACAACAACAGAAGAUUUUUCAGCAGUCUAGAAUUGUUCAGAACCAGAGACUGAAAGCGAUCAAACAGCUACAUGAGCAGUUCGUAAAGAGUUUGGAGGAAGUGGAGAAAAAUAAUGAUAACCUGUUUACUGGCACACAAAGUGAACUUAAAAAAGAAAUGGCUAUGUUGCAAAAAAAAGUUAUGAUGGAAACUAAACAGCUAUUUGUUGUAAAAGAAAACCAACAUCGGGCUGGAGAGAUGGCUCAGCGGUUAAGAGCAUUGCCUGUUCUUCCAAAGGUCCUGAGUUCAAUUCCCAGCAACCACAUGGUGGCUCACAACCAUCUGUAAUGAGGUCUGGUGCCCUCUUCUGGCCUGCACACAUAUGCACAGACAGAAUAUUGUAUACAUAAUAAAUAAAUAAAUAAACCUUCUCUUAUUAAAAAAAAAAAGAAAACCAACAUCUUAUAAGAAAUUGUUUACAGCUUUGUGGAAGACUAUAUAUAAUAUUUAUAUAUCGUGAACCAUAAAAGAAUU
Alexandromys fortis (reed vole) is the source of this 5390-nucleotide messenger RNA. RefSeq names its product synaptonemal complex protein 3 (gene Sycp3). Gene Ontology annotation, biological process: spermatid development; meiotic cell cycle. Bases 4419 to 5204 code for a protein of 261 amino acids. Gene Ontology annotation, cellular component: synaptonemal complex. The record is from RefSeq and is a predicted model, not a curated record. The transcript is spliced from 8 exons. NCBI's taxonomy places the organism in Eukaryota, Metazoa, Chordata, Mammalia, Rodentia, Cricetidae.